This is a messenger RNA of Papilio machaon (common yellow swallowtail), 753 nucleotides long. RefSeq lists its product as uncharacterized. Lineage: Eukaryota; Metazoa; Arthropoda; Insecta; Lepidoptera; Papilionidae. The record is from RefSeq and is a predicted model, not a curated record. Gene Ontology annotation, molecular function: nucleic acid binding. The coding region runs from base 1 to 753 and encodes 250 amino acids. The transcript has a single exon.
AUGUCGAUAGUUCCCAGUAGCUUUGUGCCGAAUGCGUUACUUACAUUCAAAGCUGGUACGAAAAGCGGCGACUACCACGACAAAAUGAAUUCUGACAAUUACGAGCGGUGGCUCCGUACUAAGCUGAUACCAAAUUUACCUCCUAAUUCAGUCGUGGUUGUCGACAACGCGUCGUACCACAAUAAAGAACUUGAUGCUGCACCAACGUCUAAUACAAAAAAAGCAGACAUGCAAACCUGGCUCUGUCAAAAAGGAAUUGAAUUUGAAGAAACAAAGCUAAAGCCGGAGCUGUACAAUUUGAUAAAACUAAACAAAGAACAAUUUAAGAAAUUUAAUAUCGAUGCCAUAUUAAACGAUGCAGGCCUUUCUAUACUUCGUUUACCCCCUUAUCACCCGGACCUGAAUCCUAAAGAAAUGGCCUGGACUCAAAUAAAGGGAUAUGUUGCCAGCAAAAACGUAAGUUGGAAGUUUGAAAUAAUAAUUGAGGUGGUUAAUGAAAAAGUAAAUUUAAUGGGAGAAAAUACUGAAAAGGCUGAUCACUGUAAAAGCGAUCAUGUGGUAGACAUUAUGACCGAAACGUUUAUAAUUUGCGUAGGGGAUGAUGAUUCUCACUCAGAUGAUGAUGAAAGUUCGAGAGACGACAGCGACGACGAUGAAGUGACCACCUCUAUCACCAACACUGCCUCAUCAUCUGGUUUUCUAGUCACCCACGACGACUUAAUGGAAGGCGUUUCCUUAUUUAAAUUUUAUUAA